AUGUCGGCACCACCGCUUAUCCAACUGAACAACGGAGACAGAGUCAAUCGUUUUACGGUUUUCAAAAAACUUGGAGAAGGUACUUUCGGAGCGGUCUACGCGGUGCGCGACGAUUCUGGAGCGGAGCACGCGCUGAAAGCCGAGCUGGCGACCGAGAAGAUUCCGCUACUCAAACUGGAGCUCUACGUGAUGCAGAAGUUGACGGCGAAACGCGCCAAACACAUGGCCACUCUGAUCGGUGAGUUCGCCCCCGCGAGAACAGCGGAACACAUCGGAAAGAGUCCUCGUUCCAGACAAGGGACGCCAUCAGAACUUCAACUACAUCGUCAUGAAAUUUCUCGGAAAAUCGCUGCAAGACGCGAAGAAGACGGGUCCGAACGGGCAUCUGACGCUCGGCUCGGCGAUCGGCGCGUCCGUGCAGUGCCUCGAAGCGCUGGAAGAGCUACAUUGGUGCGGAUUCCUGCAUCGCGACGUCAAACCGGGCAACUUCUGUCUGGGAAGAGCAGAGUGCGGCGAGUUGCGCAAGGUGUUCGUGCUCGACUUCGGACUGUGCCGUCGAUUCGUCAACGAUCAGAAUGUGAUGUUGCAGCCGAGAAGGAAGGCGCCGUACCGGGGAACGCCGCGUUACGCGCCGAUCGCCUCGCACAACGGCAGCGAGCACGGACGAAAGGACGACGUCGAGAGCUGGUCGGUUACUGUCGGUUUAAAGGCGCACAACGCAGUUCGCCCACAGGUUCUACAUGCUGGUCGACUUUACGAACGCGGCACUUCCGUGGAAAGUGGUGACGGGCAUCAAGGAAGUGGGCGAGAUGAAGAAGAACGCGCGCUUCGAGCCGGGCCUCUCGCAGAUGCUGGCGGGCUGUCCCGUCGACGAGUACCGCCAGAUCAUGACCCACAUCGACAGUCUCUCCUUCUUCAUGGAACCCAACUACGGACUCGUCUACUCGACGCUCCGCAAACUGAUGCAGACGAAGCAGGUGCAGGAGUUCCCCUACGACUGGGAGACCGAGUACGCAGCCAAAUAA
This is a messenger RNA of Caenorhabditis sp. 36 PRJEB53466, 1025 nucleotides long. The record is from the annotation of a GenBank genome assembly. Lineage: Eukaryota; Metazoa; Nematoda; Chromadorea; Rhabditida; Rhabditidae.